This is a messenger RNA of Stylophora pistillata, 3216 nucleotides long. Its product is annotated as coatomer subunit beta. Lineage: Eukaryota; Metazoa; Cnidaria; Anthozoa; Scleractinia; Pocilloporidae. Gene Ontology annotation, cellular component: cytoplasm; COPI vesicle coat. Gene Ontology annotation, molecular function: structural molecule activity. Gene Ontology annotation, biological process: intracellular protein transport; intra-Golgi vesicle-mediated transport; endoplasmic reticulum to Golgi vesicle-mediated transport. The record is from RefSeq and is a predicted model, not a curated record.
UCACUGGAUCGGCUACAUUCGAUACAGCCAUUUUUGCCAUUUUUACUAGACGUGAAUUUGAACGACGAUUUUUCCAAACUUUUUUAGAGUUUUAGUACCGUUUUCGCCAACAUGUCUACGGCUGAACUACCUUGCUACACUUUGAUUAAUGUUCUUGGUGAUUCAGAGGCACAGAGUGACCAAAAGCUCGCCGAGGAUCUGGAAAAAGGCGAUCUCAGGGUAAAAACAGAUGCUCUCAAGAGAGUGAUCCAACAAAUUUUAAAUGGGGAGAAAAUGCCGUCCUUGUUGAUGGUGAUCAUCAAGUUCCUGAUGCCUCUUGAUGAGCAUACCAUCAAAAAACUCCUUCUGAUUUUCUGGGAGAUUGUUCCCAAGACUGGCCAGGAUGGUAAACUGUUACAGGAGAUGAUUCUGGUUUGUGAUGCGUACAGAAAGGAUUUACAGCAUCCCAAUGAGUAUAUCAGGGGAUCUACUCUGAGAUUUCUUUGCAAGUUAAAGGAAGCUGAGUUGUUGGAACCUCUCAUGCCUGCCAUCAGAAACUGCUUGGAACAUCGUCACUCGUAUGUGCGACGUAAUGCUGUAAUGGCAAUUUACACAAUCUACCGCAAUUUUGACUUUCUGAUCCCUGAUGCCCCAGAGUUGGUACACACCUUUCUUGAGCAGGAGCAAGAUGCAUCCUGUAAACGUAGUGCCUUUAUGAUGCUUAUCCAUGUGGACCAGGAACGAGCUUUGGAAUACCUGAGCACCUGUAUAGAUCAGGUUAACACUUUUGGUGAUAUACUACAGCUGGUGAUAGUUGAACUGAUUUACAAGGUGUGCCAUGCCAACCCAGCUGAGAGAUCUCGCUUCAUUCGAUGCAUCUACAAUUUGUUGAAUUCUUCAUCACCGGCUGUGCGUUAUGAAGCUGCUGGCACUUUGGUGACCCUAUCAUCUGCUCCCACAGCAGUAAAGUCAGCAGCAUCCUGUUACAUUGAGCUGAUUGUGAAGGAGAGUGACAACAACGUGAAGCUCAUUGUGCUAGACAGGCUGGUUGCUUUAAAAGACAACCCUUCUCAUGAGAAAGUCCUAAGGGAAUUGGUGAUGGAUAUUCUUCGUGUACUGUCCUCUCCUGACCCUGAAGUCCGUAAGAAGACAUUGCAGCUUGUGCUGGACCUGGUUACUUCAAGGAACAUUCAUGAGGUUGUAGCAGUUUUAAAGAAGGAGGUGACCAAAACACACAAUGACAGUGAACAUGAGGAUGUUGGUGGAUAUCGGCAGAUGCUUGUCCGCACUCUUCAUACAUGCAGUGUAAAGUUCCCUGAUGUGGCUGUGUCUAUUGUACCACUGCUGAUGGAAUUCUUGGGUGACAGUAAUGAGCAAGCAGCCUUUGAUGUGUUGGUGUUUGUUCGUGAGGCAGUGCAGCGAUUUGAGCAAUUGAAGCCUGUAAUCAUGGAGAAGUUGUUGGAAAAUUUCCACACCAUCAAGACUGUCAAGAUUCAUCGCCAUGCCUUGUGGAUUAUGGGUGAAUAUGCCAACAGCAAGCAGGAUAUUUUGGAUGUUAUGGAAGAGAUCAAGAAGGGCCUCGGCGAUGUUCCCAUCGUGGAUGAUGAAAUGAGAAGAGCUGCUGGAGAUGUUACAGAAGGUUCAGAGCAGGGCGCUUCUCAGACAUCUGGUGGGCAGCGUCUGGUGACAGCUGAUGGAACGUAUGCCACCCAGAGUGCUCUCAGCACUCCUGGGAUAACUUCUCUCACAAAGAAGGACGACGAGAAAAGACCUCCUUUGCGUCAAUACCUUUUGGAUGGUGAAUUCUUUGUUGGGGCGGCCGUCGCUUGUACUUUGACAAAACUUGCUCUGCGCUAUUUGGACAUGGAGGAAGACAAAGAGAAACAGAAUGUCUUUUGUGCAAACUGUAUGCUUAUCAUGGCCAGUAUAUUGCAUCUUGGAAAGUCAGGCCUACCGAAGAAGAUUAUUACCGAUGACGAUGUAGAUCGUAUUUCUCUGUGUGUUCGUGUUGUUGCCGAGCGUGUGCCAGUUAUGAAGAACAUCUUCACUGUUGAGUGUCGUAACUCCCUGUCGUCCAUGUUGGAUGCCAACAAGAGAGUUGAGGAGGAGAAACACACAAAGGCAGACAUUGAGAAGGCGCUGGCUAUCCAAGUUGAUGACCCAAUCCCCUUCAUGCAGCUGUUGGCAAAAUCAGAUUCUGGAAUUACUGAGGACCAGUUUGCGCUUGCUUUGUCUCAAGCGGUUGGUUCUACUGGAAAGAAGGAUGAUGAGCUUGUCGGAUCUAAACUUAACAAGGUGGCGCAGCUGACAGGUUUUUCGGACCCAGUGUAUGCCGAGGCGUACGUAAACGUGAAUCAGUAUGACAUCGUGUUGGACUUGCUGAUCGUGAAUCAGACUUCGGACACACUGCAGAAUGUCACUUUGGAACUGGCUACACUUGGUGACCUAAAGCUUGUUGAAAAGCCACAGCCCAUCAUGCUGGGACCGAACGACUUCUCUAACAUUAAGGCGAAUGUUAAAGUGUCGUCGACAGAGAACGGAAUUAUCUUUGGCAAUAUCGUUUAUGACGUGUCAGGAGGUGCAGGCGACCGCAACUGUGUGGUGUUGAAUGAUAUUCAUAUCGACAUCAUGGAUUACAUUGUACCAGCUUCUUGUACGGAUUCAGAGUUCAGGCAGAUGUGGGCUGAGUUUGAAUGGGAGAACAAGGUGACUGUGAACACAAAUAUCACCGAUCUCCGUGAAUACUUGGAUCACUUGAUUGCUUCAACUAACAUGAAGUGUUUGACCCCGGACAAGGCUUUGGCAGGAGAAUGUGGUUUUAUGGCAGCCAACCUAUACGCCCGCAGUAUUUUUGGAGAAGAUGCUUUGGCUAACGUGUCCAUCGAGAAACCCAGUGACCAAUCAGGGCCAUCAGUGACUGGUCACGUGCGCAUCCGGGCUAAAAGCCAGGGAAUGGCUCUGAGCUUAGGAGACAAGAUCAAUCUAUCUCAAAAGAAAGUCACUAAGUAAUAAGAUUCCAUCUUUUAGUCGGAAGAUGCAGUGUAAUUGUUAACUCAGUGAUGCUUUAACUAGAAUGUAGUUUUUAGUUAUCAAGAACAGUCAUGUUAGAAAUAAAACAGGACUGGAAAGUUGAUUUCAGUUUCAGUUUCAGCUGUCGAUUCAGUUACGUUAUAGCAUGUAAGGUUUCUUUGUAACUGUGAAAAUUGCCUAUGAAAAUAAAUAUUUACCCGUACAAUA